AUGGGCGCCCAGCAGACCAAGGACAGGGUGAUCCCCGCCGGGUCCACCGUGCGGCAGACGCGCAAGCAGCCCAGGAGCCUCAAGGAUACGCGCGUCAUAGGCUCUAACAUAUUCACCGAGCACAGCGAGGCACUUUUGCAAAGUAGACCUCUACCUCACAUUCCAGCAUUGCCAGAAGGUGAUCCCCCGAGUGGCUCUAGUGUUCAAUCAAUUUCACAGCAAGCUAAUGUUCAACAACAUGGCGGUGUGUCCGCUAGCGGACUCCUUGAAGCGGCAAAUAGAUGGACUAGCAAGGAAAAUCUCUUAGCACAGGAGGAGGAUGAUCCUCAAUUAUUUGUCGCCUUGUAUGAUUUUCAAGCUGGUGGGGAGAAUCAACUUAGUCUGAAAAAGGGUGAACAAGUACGUAUCCUAAGUUACAAUAAAAGCGGAGAAUGGUGCGAGGCCCACUCGAGCGCCGGGCAGGUGGGAUGGGUACCGUCGAAUUACGUGACACCCGUCAACUCCCUGGAGAAACACUCUUGGUACCACGGGAGGAUAUCUAGAAAUGCUGCGGAGUAUCUGCUGAGCUCGGGGAUAAACGGUAGUUUUCUCGUACGGGAGUCGGAGAGCAGUCCGGGACAGCGUAGCAUUUCCCUGAGAUACGAGGGCCGGGUGUAUCACUACAGGAUCAACGAGGACAGCGAGGGAAAGAUGUUUGUCACGACGGAGAGCAAGUUCAACACGCUGGCCGAGCUGGUGCAUCACCAUUCAAUGCUCGCCGACGGCCUUAUAACGCAACUGCUGUAUCCUGCACCAAAGCAUAAUAAGCCUACCGUCUUCCCGUUGAGUCCGGAGCCGGACGAAUGGGAGAUCAACAGGACGGACAUAGUGAUGAGGCAUAAAUUGGGCGGCGGCCAGUACGGUGACGUGUACGAGGCGGUCUGGAAGAGAUACAACAUGACCGUGGCGGUUAAGACGCUCAAGGAGGACACGAUGGCGCUAAAGGACUUCCUGGAGGAGGCGGCCAUCAUGAAGGAGAUGAAACACCGGAAUUUGGUGCAGUUAUUGGGGGUCUGUACGCGCGAGCCGCCGUUCUACAUAAUCACGGAAUUCAUGAGCAAGGGAAACCUCCUGGAUUACCUGCGGAACGAGAGCAAGCAUCAGAUCAACGCCGUGGUUCUGAUGCACAUGGCUACGCAGAUCGCGAGCGGCAUGAGUUACUUGGAGAGCAGAAAUUUCAUCCAUCGCGACCUCGCGGCCAGGAAUUGUCUGGUCGGCGAGAACCAUCUCGUCAAGGUCGCGGAUUUCGGUCUAGCCCGUCUGAUGAGAGACGACACGUAUACAGCUCACGCCGGGGCGAAAUUUCCUAUAAAGUGGACCGCGCCGGAGGGUCUGGCGUACAAUAAGUUCUCCACGAAGUCUGACGUAUGGGCAUUCGGUAUCUUGCUGUGGGAGAUCGCUACUUAUGGAAUGUCCCCUUAUCCCGGUGUCGAUUUAACGGACGUUUAUCACAUGCUCGAAAAAGGCUACCGAAUGGAAUGUCCCCCCGGUUGCCCACCGAAAGUUUACGAUCUGAUGCGUCAGUGCUGGCAGUGGUCGGCUUCAGAGCGGCCAACUUUUAAAGAGAUACAUCACUCGUUAGAAAAUAUGUUUCAAGAAUCGAGUAUUACCGAGGAGGUAGAGAAGCAGCUUCAAGGUGGGGGGGAAAUUCCAUUGCUAACAUACAAAAAAUCGCAGACUGGAAGUACAGGAAAUAUCCAUGGACUUGUUCUUGUAUCCGAGCAAUUAUCUUCUUCCGGUAUAACGCAAGAAGGAGCGAGUGCGGUCACCAAGCUGAGUACCUUUAUGGGAGGCUUAUCAAGUAGGAGUAAUAGUAAUAUGGUUCAAAUGCGAAGAUCCACCAAUAAAAAAGGAAAGCAAGCGCCAGCACCUCCUAAGCGAACGAGCUUGCUAUCAUCGUGCAGUUCUUUUCGUGAUUCUGCCUAUCAAGAGCAAGACCAGCAAAAUGUCGAAGUGAGCACUAUGACGCUUGACGAUGGCACAGAUCUAAAUGGUAUUGAUAAGAUUUUUGAAGGUAUCACACGUGAUCUCGUGACAAUGGCUACACAGUCAAUUACUACAGGAGGUUGCGAUAUGGACGACGACGGAGAUGGGUCGCAAGGGACAGCAGAACAUAACUUUGUUCCUCAACCGUCAACCUCGCCGGAACCAGUAUCCAACUUACCGUGCAAUCAGAAACAAAUUAAAUCUCGACCUUACACGUCUAAGGAAGUACUGCCUCAGAAGCUGGUACACGUGGGUGCGCUGGAGGUGCAAAAUGUUAAGAGGGCGAUCAACCGCUACGGCACUCUGCCGAAAGGAGCCAGAAUCGGGGCGUACUUGGAGUCCCUGCGGCAGAGCGGCAUGCCGCCGAAUCAGGAGAGCAUCGCCGCGUCCUCUCUGGCCAAUGCGGUUAUGGAGCAGCAGCAGCAGCAGCAGGACAUCAUCACCGCGAGCGUCGUCGACGUGAUCCCGCAGCAUCGUUCCCUUUCACCUCGCCAGAACAAUUUACGCAGCCAACCGCAGAUGACGCGCAGCAACUCCUCGAGCGGCGUGGUGAAUACCUAUCAACCGCCGAACUCGCCGCGCAGUCGCGCCGUGGGUAUCCGAAAGACCAACACGGAGAGCAUCGGCCUGCGGACCUUCCGAGCGCCGAACAACUCCAGCUUUCGCACCGCCAGCCCGUCGAGAUCGAUCCAACCGACUCUGGCCGAUCUGGAAUUCCCGCCACCGCCGGUGGAUCUACCACCGCCUCCAGACGAAGCCUUCGAUCACUGCGACCUGCCGCCACCCAUAGCAACGGCAUCACCAUGCACCGAGACGUCCUCUUCUCACGCGAAGAUCGCGACCUCGCCGGUCGGUCUUAGGAAGGUGAAGGCGGAAUGGCGGAGCAAAGACGAGAUCAGCGAUCACGAUCAGGACGAUAGGAAUAACGAUGUGAGGAACGCGGAACCGUCGGUGAAGGAGGCUAGCUCGCGAUUCGGCGUGAAUCUGCGACGCCGGGAAACGAUUACCAGCGAUGCGCACUGUGGCGGUGGCAGCGGCGGCGGCGGCGGCAGUGGCAGUGGUAGUGGCAUCGGUAAAUCCGCGGACGAGAAGAAAUUAGUUUACAGGCCAAAGGAGACGGCGAGCAGCGGCGCGAUCAAAGCGGAAUCGUUGGAAGCGACGAUCGCGGCACCCGAGGAAGCGCCACCGCCGCCCCCGCCACCGCCACCGCCCAUCGACGGUGCCGCAAUCGGGGCCGGCGCCACCGAUACCUUCGAGUCCAAACCCGGCAUGAAGGAAAUGCUGGAGCUCAAGCUGAUCAACGAGAUCAAGCAGAGCGCGGACCUGAAGCACGGUGGUACCGGCUCCGCGAAGAAGAUCAGCAGCGUCGCUGGUGGCAAUGCGCCUUUGUCGGCGGCGCCACUCGACCCGGCGUCGCAGCUCCUGUCCGAGUUGUGCGCCAGCUUCAGCAUGGAUUCCGCCAGUAGGCAGCAUAUCGUCCCGAGCGAGUACGCGAUCUCGGGAUUGUUGAAGAGCAACGACGUGUCCAUCGUUCAGGAGCACGUUCACGCGGGUAUGCAGGGCGCGCAACCCGAGAGGAGCAGCACAAGUCACAAAGAGAUCCCAAUGACCUCGCCGAUUACGGAGGGCCACGUACUGAGUGCCACUAGCGUAGGUUUCAAAUUGAAGAAGGUCGACAAGAGAAAUAAUCCGCAGAGGGAGGAGAAUCCGGACGGGCAGAUAAUCGAUUUCAAGGCCCGAUUGCGAAAGGUCGACAACGCCGACAAGGAGAGGGCGGACGAGAGGAGCAAGUCGUCGCGUUUCGACGACACCACGCAGGGGAGUAACGUCGCGGAUUCGGCGGACUCGUCGUCCGGCGUGGACGACGCGAACGAUGACAAGCGCCGCAGCACCGGCAGUAUUAGUAGCCUAAAAAAAUUGUGGGAGAACAAAGAGGCUUCUUGUGAUAACCAACCACUUAGUCCUAAAUUAAACGUGAGAGGGGCGAGUAGCAAGCAAGACACCGGCGACGUUGCGAGCGAGGACUCGCCGGAGGAUCACAGCGGUGCCUCGACCAGGAGCUCGACCAGCAAAAGCGAUCCGCGAGUGUGGCCGCCGACCUCGUCGUCCACGGUAACUCUGGAAGUGGAGAAGCCGAUCGUGCCGGCCAAACCGUUGAAACCGCUCGGACCCUCCAGCAAACACUUUGGUUCCUCGAUAUACGCCACGCCGAAUUGCAACAAGUCGUCGCAGAAUGACGAUGACGGCGGCCAGAAGCAGACCAGCGGCGAGACGACGAAGGGGGCGAAGCACAGCGUGAUGGAAAUCUCGAAUGUCAUAGAGAACAGUAUUCUGAAUCUGAAGGGCAGCCCCACCAUCGUCAUGGCCAGCUGGCUGCAGCUGUCCGACAAGGUCGGUCUGCUGCACGGCAUGUGCGUCAACCUUACGGACACGGCGAUCGCGCCGCACGCGAGAUUCCAGUUCCGCGACCUGCUCACCCGGCUCGAGCUGCAGGCGAGGCAGCUGCGGGCCGCCGGCACGCGCAACAUCACCGAGAACACGAGACUCUUGUGUGACGUGCAGAAUACGAUAAAGGACGUGAUAAACACGGUGCAGAGGUAA
Wasmannia auropunctata (little fire ant) is the source of this 4626-nucleotide messenger RNA. RefSeq names its product tyrosine-protein kinase Abl (gene Abl). The record is from RefSeq and is a predicted model, not a curated record. The coding region runs from base 1 to 4626 and encodes 1541 amino acids. Gene Ontology annotation, molecular function: ATP binding; protein binding; non-membrane spanning protein tyrosine kinase activity. Gene Ontology annotation, biological process: protein phosphorylation. NCBI's taxonomy places the organism in Eukaryota, Metazoa, Arthropoda, Insecta, Hymenoptera, Formicidae. The transcript has 10 exons.